This is a messenger RNA of Daldinia loculata, 3361 nucleotides long. RefSeq lists its product as uncharacterized. The transcript has 2 exons. Gene Ontology annotation, biological process: endoplasmic reticulum unfolded protein response. The coding region runs from base 452 to 2620 and encodes 722 amino acids. NCBI's taxonomy places the organism in Eukaryota, Fungi, Ascomycota, Sordariomycetes, Xylariales, Hypoxylaceae. The record is from RefSeq and is a predicted model, not a curated record.
CCCUCGUCUCAUAUGUAGUCCGUUGGUUGUUGCCGACGACGACAAGCCGUACCAACAGCACUUUCCCUACUUCAUUUUUCAACUUUGACCUCUUUCCCUGUUUAUUAUUAAGUCUAAACUUAGUACUACUCCAUUAAUUUAAUUAAAUCUCUCCCGUUCUUUUUUCUAAACAUACAUCAUAGUGCACGAUCUUGCAAACAUUACAUACCACACAAUACAACAAGCUACGUGUCUGUUGCGGGAAAUCCGUAAUGGUUUUUAUUUUUUGUCUGCCUGAUAUGUUUUCAUCCACUAUCCUUUAAGUCUUGGACCUACGCGUAGCGAGGUGAAUGCACAACUUUAUUUAGGAUUUACUUCCCGCCCUCGUACUCCCUUUUUUCGUGCCUGAUUACUGUCGCCUAGAGCGGCGUUUACACCCCUCCGAGCCUUUCUCUAGCAGCCAUAAAUCACGAUGGCGUCCGACUUAGCACCCCCAGCAAACUCUCCAGCCGACUCAAACUCUGAGACCUUUACCCUACAAAUCCUAUCGCCUUCUGUAGGCAUACCGCAACCACUAGCGCUCCAGAAGCUUCCCAUAGGUACCACUGUUAAACAGCUAAAGGAGCGCAUCCGAGAUGUUGUUAGCACUAAACCUGCUGACCAGGCGCAGCGUCUCAUUCAUAGAGGCCGUUUGUUGGCCCGUGAUAACGAGACGAUGACUGACAUCUUCGGUCAGGAAGCGCUGCGCUCUACGGAUCACCAGACGUUACAUCUAGUGUUGCGGGAUCUUUCUGACGGCCGACCAACGCCCACGCCAACUCCUCCAAACCAGAGCACUACUUUGGGUCAACCCUCGACUGGGGUGAACCCUCUUCCCCAGCACCAGCUGCAUCCCAACACUAAUCCUUUCCAACCCGAGCCUCAGGCGCGCACUGGAAUCCCUCAUUACCACGGCCUAGGCUUUGGUUCUCAAAGGCCUGUUCCUGGGAUGCCGGCUGUAGGCCAACCAAUGGUCCUUCCGCCUGGCCUUUCCCCGCAGCAGUAUAACCAGUGGGUAAGAGCCCUGAAUGCUCACGUAGGAGCUCGCGAUCAUAAUCAACGAACGGCUACGCCAGGGGCGCAGGAUAUACCUACUGCCAGCGCAAGGGGAACACCAGGAAUGAGUACACCUGGAAGGAUAGCUUCACCGUUCCAGUCAGAGAUGACGCGUACCACAAUCAGUGAGAGAACCGAUCCUAAUGGAUUACACUGGCGAAUAACUUACAACGAAACAUUUGCGAAUCCGCUACAGCGACCAGGAAAUGCUUGGGGUUCUCAAGCACGCUCUGUUCCGAAUGGGAGCCAGCUUUACGACAAUGAAGCACAGGAUAUUCUGCGAGCUGCGGAUACUAACGCGGCAACUAGGGUCAUGGCUGAUGCCAUGCGAAGGAAUGCUAGCAGCUCUUCCCUAGCAAGUCUUGCAACCGGCCAAGCUCAGUAUCCUAUUCCGCCUGGGGUUACUACGCCGUUGAUUCCAUCUCGAGCGGGCAGCGCUACUGCUACACCAGAUCCCUUUAGAGCAGCUGGUCAACCCAGAAGCCUACCUGUACACCAAAUUCAGACGCAUUCAUCUCAAAACACACCAGAGGUGUAUAUCCUCUCUUCCCCUAGUGGACCUCGUGCCUUGUUGCUCAACGGCGGCUUAGAGACGUACUUCAGCUCUCCAGCUCGAACCGUAAAUCCACCUAUGAGUGUACCAUUUGCGCAGAGACAGUAUCCACUUACAUUUGCCAAUGCUUUCCAUCCGCAAUACACGGCGCCGGCACCAGCGCCAACCCAACCGCAAAUGCCUCCAGCCGGACGAAGCCACAUAGGCGACUACCGAGGACAUAAUGCUGCUCAACCACAGCAACAUCAGGCUCAACCACAGCAUGGCUUACCUCAGCCCCUUCAGAUGCCACAUAUAGGACAUGCUGUAGCUCGUGCAGACAACCCACAAAUUCAGGCUAUUAGAAUAGCUCAUUUAUGGCCGCAUGUCUGGUUGGUCGCUCGUAUUGGCUUCUUCAUCUGGUUGUUCUCAUCGCCAAGAUCUAGCUGGUCUCGGUUUUUUUUCAUGAUUGGCGCCGCAGUCAUCAUGUUUCUCGCCCGCACUGGCCUUUUGAAUCAACUGUGGGUCCCUUUCCGCCAACGCUUGGAGAACUUGAUACCUCCAGCCGACGGCCACCAGGACGCAGCAGUACAAGUAGACGCACGAGACAGGGACGUCCAGGGCGGAAAUGGUGUUGUGGCGGAUGGACAACAGCAAAGGGAACUACAUCCGGCUGAUACGGCAGCCAGGCUGGUGCAGCAGCGACGUCAUGCGAAUGCUAACUGGUUGAUGGACCAAGUUAGGAGGUUAGAACGUGCUGGUAUCCUAUUUAUUGCUAGUAUCGCUCCAGGAGUUGCCGAGCGGCAUAUCGCGCAAGUUGAAUCCGAGGCACGGGCUGAGCGUAGACGACGGGAGGAGGCCGAAGCUGCCGCUGCCGCUGCCGCUCAGCAAUCUGAGAGACCAGAUGAUGCAGAACAGGGCGGAGAUAGUGAUACCACCACUGCCACCGCUAGUGAGGAGUUAGGAGGUAACGAGAGACCGCCUGCUGCGGAAGAGCCGCUCAUUGACAUAUAAACUUACUGGCGGGCACCAGUAAUACGAUACUUCAUCAAGAGGCGAGGCAUGAUAAGAGCUGCAGAAGUUUGCGAAUAUUUCAUAUUUCACAAGACGCAAUCUAUGUGUCUUGCAAUAAAAUGAAAAAGAAGUCGGUCAAAAAUGGCAUUGGAGGGACCUCAGCUCAAAGCCGAGGCCGUUUUGUAAAAUCUUCGAAUAGCGCGUUUUGUGUACAGCGUGUAUGUACCUAUGUAUGUUUCUUUCUGGAGUUGGCGCUUGCGUGUGAGCGAGGGAAGCGUGUAUCAAUGAAUAACAGCCUGAUGAGGGUCGAGGGUUGGUUGUGCAUUAAGAAACAGGCAAACAGUCAGAAAGGCAGGAUAUGACGUGAGCGAUCAUGUCGAAUAAGACUUUUACUCCAGGACGGUUACUUCUUGUGUCUUUCAGGUCUGAGAUCUAUAUUAUUAUGAUAGAUAGAAUAUGCCAUGUGUGAAGCCCACCUCGUCUACGAUCUCUCUUUAGGUUUAAUUCCUAUACCUCGUGGUUAGAGGGAUGAAAUUCUUGUUUAAUAGUGUAGGUUCGGAAAUAACACGCCAAUAAAGUCGACUAUAUUCUCACUACUAAGUACCUAAGCAGUCAAUCUACUCUACUCAACGCAGUCUAUUCUAACUCAACCUACCCCCUUUCAUGUUUUGCGUAUCCAUAGUAAGUCCCAACAGGAAAAGCGAUAGAAAGAGUAAAUCCUCUCGUAGGCAAAUCAGCAAC